Solanum verrucosum is the source of this 1429-nucleotide messenger RNA. RefSeq names its product expansin-A1-like. The transcript has 4 exons. Gene Ontology annotation, biological process: plant-type cell wall organization. The record is from RefSeq and is a predicted model, not a curated record. NCBI's taxonomy places the organism in Eukaryota, Viridiplantae, Streptophyta, Magnoliopsida, Solanales, Solanaceae. The coding region runs from base 148 to 897 and encodes 249 amino acids. Gene Ontology annotation, cellular component: extracellular region.
GCUUAAAGGCCAAACACCCCUUACAAUCCCUAUUUAUAUCCCCCUAAAUCCCUCUCAAUUUUCCACAUCCAACUCCCAUUUUUCACUCUUCCUUUGCUUAGUCAUUACAUUCUCUCUUGCUAGUCAAGGCUCACUCUCCAAAGAAACAUGGCUUAUUUUGGGAUUUGCUUUGUUGGUCUUCUUGCAAUGGUGUCAUCUGUUUAUGGUUAUGGUGGAGGAGGUUGGAUUAAUGCUCAUGCAACUUUCUAUGGGGGUGGGGAUGCUUCUGGAACAAUGGGUGGGGCUUGUGGAUAUGGGAACCUUUAUAGUCAAGGGUAUGGUACAAAUACAGCAGCUUUAAGUACUGCUAUGUUCAACAAUGGGUUGAGCUGUGGUUCUUGUUUUGAAUUAAGAUGUGUGAAUGAUAGACAAGGGUGUUUGCCUGGUUCUAUUGUGGUUACAGCUACAAAUUUUUGCCCACCAAACAAUGCCCUCCCUAAUAAUGCAGGGGGCUGGUGUAAUCCUCCACUUCACCAUUUUGACCUCUCUCAGCCCAUUUUCCAACACAUUGCUCAUUACAAAGCUGGAAUUGUCCCUGUGUCUUAUAGAAGGGUACCCUGUAGAAGAAGGGGAGGAAUCAGGUUCACAAUCAAUGGACACUCAUACUUCAACUUAGUACUAGUAACAAAUGUUGGUGGUGGUGGUGAUGUUCAUUCAGUAGCUGUUAAAGGAUCAAGAACUGGUUGGCAGCCAAUGUCAAGAAACUGGGGACAAAACUGGCAAAACAACAACAACCUUAAUGGACAAACACUUUCAUUUAAGGUUACAACAGGUGAUGGUAGAAGUUUGAUCUCAUACAAUGUUGCACCUGCUCACUGGUCAUUUGGACAGACAUAUACUGGUGCUCAAUUCCACUGAAAACAUCUCAAAGUUUAGUUAAAUGGGAUUUUUAAUUUUUUGAAGUAUAAUACCACUAGUAUUAUUAUAUGAUGCAUACUGAUUUGGUCACUAGUAUUAGUAUUGUGACUAUUUAGUAUAUUAGUAUAGAAGUAUUUUGGUGGUAAAGGUGUGGUCUUUAAGGUAAAAAAUGAAAAAAGGGCAUAUUUUAAAAUUGUCCUUUUUUUUCAUUUUUGUUUGAAUUAAGGGUAUCUUACUUUUGGGGACCCUAAUUCUUGAAGGCCACUCUUUGUAGGUUUUUUUUUUUUUUUUUGGUUUUUGGGGGUAUUUUGGUAAUUUUUCCUUCUGUGAAGGGCAGAAGUGGAAAGCAGUGGUGGACUUUUACCACCCGCAGUUGGUAGGUGGGGGGUGGGUGUGGGGGUAUUUUUGGUAACUUUUUUUUUUUAAAGCUUCAGCCUGUAGCUGGAGAUGGACUUGGUGUUUGUGUGAGACUAUAAAGUGUAAAGAUCCAUUUAACUAGUAAUGAUUCAAGAAGAUUAUGCUUAUGUAUUCA